CGUGUCGUGCGUGGCACUCAUGGACACUUGAACAUGGCUGGAGAAAAGCUCAUGUUUGGAGUAUUUUUUUAAAGAUGGACCGAUAUUCUGAACCGUUGAAGUGUGGCUUACCAGAUUUCCAGCAGCAGUUGGAAGACGGGGCCUCUAAUAUAGCAGCCAACAAAAGCAACGACAUCUGUAAAUGGACUAAUCCACUGCAGUCGGGAAGAAACAGCCUGAAAAAAGAAUUAUCUGUCACUGAAUCGGGAAAUCACACCGAUGACAAACUUUUUAGUUGCUUCUUUUGUGAGAAAAAAUUUGUAACGGGGGGACUACUGACUUUACACACGUCUGUGCAUACUGGAGAAAAGCUGCUCAGCUGCAUCAUUUGUAAGAGAACGUUUGGUUUGGAGUCGGAGCUCCGGAGUCAUCUGUGUGCUGUUGAGACUUCUCAGGAUCAUCAAAGCCAAGCUGACGAUCAGACCAGUAAACAGGUUAACUGUUCUCAGUGCAGUGAAGCAUUUUCUAGCUGUGAAGAUUUAAAUGUUCACCUCAGGUGUCACACAAGGGGAGACACAUUCAGGUGUUCAGUUUGUAGCGCAUGUUGUUCUGACCGAGACUCUUUAAUUCAGCACAUGAGGAUCCACACAAGACAAACACAGUUUACCUGUUCAGUUUGUGGUAAAGACUUCGCCUGGAGAAGACAUCUGACAAAACAUAUGGAAGUGCAUAAGAAAAAGAAAAAAGUAUUCAGGUGUAGAAUUUGUGCUGCUGAAUUUUAUACGUAUUAUCUGUUGUCUAAACACAAGCCCAUUCAUCAGUCGUCAGAGUUUUCUCACAGCCAGGAGAAUGGACUGAUAGAAACGGCAGCUGAUGGAGAGGACUGUUCAGGACCAGAAUCGCUCAAAUCAAACCCAGAUACGUGUUUAAAGGCAGAGACUGAUGUGGGGACUGUACCUUUUAAAACUGAAGAGCAGGACUUUUGGGAAGAAACCAAAGAGCCUCAGUCUGAUUUUACCUCUGUGGGAAAGUAUGAAAUGUUUGAGAGUGAAACGAAGUCAAACAUACAACAGUUGACAGACGGAGAGGGUCCGAGUCAUACAGAGCUACAGAAGGUGGUGAAGCAGGAGGACCCGGAGCCUCCACACAUUAAAGAGGAACCUGAAGAAAAUGAGAUCACCGAAUUCUCAGUUAUUUCUUUCACUGUGAAGACUGAAGAUGAAGAAGAGAAGCCUAAGCCCUCUGAGCUUCACCGUCAGACUGAAGAGAACAGAAAUUGCGUUGAAGAACCAGACCCAGAUAAGAAUGGCACGACUUCAGAUUCCUCUGACCCUGACACGGACGACAGCGACUGUUGGAAACAGAAAAGGAAACCACAGUCAGGUUCCCACUCUGAAAGCGAUUCUGGCAGAAACCCGUUUAGCUGUUCUGAUAACAGGCCAUCAGAGUCUCUGCAUCCUGAGAGUGAUGACAGUGUUGAUAGCGACUUUUGGAAAGAUGACAGAAAACCACAAACAAGUUUAAACUCAUUGAAACAGGAGGUUUCAGAAGUUGGAGUGAAAUAUGUAACUGACUUGAAGCCAUAUAGCUGUAUUCAGUGCAGUAAAGCAUUUCGAUACAGCUCUUAUUUGAAGAUUCACAUGAAACAGCACACAGAAAAGUAUUUUUGUUCUGUAUGUGGUCAUAAAUCUACUUCCAGUUCAAAUCUCAAGGUUCACAUGAGAACUCACACAGGAGAGAAACCUUUCAGUUGCCAAAUUUGUGAUAAAAAGUAUACUAAUAAGGCAAGCCUGCAGUCUCACAUGACUCUCCACACUGCAGAACGGAAGUACAGUUGUGAUGUGUGCAAGAAAAGCUUUGCUUGGUACACAGAGCUUAAAUACCACAAGUGUGUUGGCGAGUCCUCGCAUGAACAAAUGUACGAAGAAAACACUGGCAUAAAUCUGAAACGCCACACGUCAUACAGCUGAAAUGGUUAAUAUUCAUAGAUUGGUUGGAUGAGUUGUUUCUUUUGUUGAUGGUAUUUUCCCUAAAUGCUGGAAGUGGUCAUUUAUUCUUCUUAAUGUUAGAUCUGUGCAUUUGAAAUAGAAAGUUGCCCCAUAUUAACCUGCUGUGGCUCAAGAUGCAGAGAAGGGUUGUUGUUAUUGCGUCCACUGCUUAAAAAUGAAUAAUGUAAAUUUUAACAAAAAAAAAGCCUAGACCUCAAUCCAAUUGAGAAUCUCUGGUUUGACCUGAAGACUGCUGUUCACAAGCGGAAACCAUCCAACAUCAAGGAGCUGGAGAAGUUUUGUGUUGAGGAAUGGUCAAAACUCCCAGUGGCAAGAUGUGGCAAGCUCAUAGACACUUAUGAAAAGCGACUUGCAGCUGUAAUUGCCGCAAAAGGUGGCUCUACAAAGUACUGACAUUAGGGGGGUGAAUACAUAUGCACAUGCUAAUGUUAAGUGUUUUAUUUUUUUAAAUUAUUGUUUUAUAGAUAUUUCUCUCAUUUCACUUCACCAACUUAAGACUAUUUUGUUCAGAUCCAUCACAUACAAUUCAGAUUCAUGAAAAAAAUUGAGUUUAUGUUUUAAGUUUUCUAGUAAUAAUGUCAGAUGAAGCGUUCCAAACCAAAACGAAUGAGCCCUCUAGCGUAUCUCUCCGUUGCCUUGAACAGGCUUUGUGCUGCAAAAUGUGCUGCAAUUCCGGGCCCGAGUUUCCCGCGCUGUCCUGCGGAUGUGACGUCACAUGACGCUGCAUGCGCGUUCUCCCCGUUCUCCCGUGCCGGCUUCGCUGUUGGCUGCAGUACCCCCGACGGCCGUUGUGGCGCUAAUGAGUCUCAUUUCUUAUUCUUGCCUCAAGCUCCUUGAGGCAAGGAGAGGUUUCACAUCAGAUAUGGAUUCUGAAUGUGUCUCCCAAAGUUUUGACUGCUUAAAAUACUCCCCCCCCCCCCGCCCCCCCCAUCAAUCUGUCCACUUACCUUAUUUUUCAUGAGAACUUCAUUGAAUGCUUUAGCAGAUUAGGUUAAAUUUUUCCCAUUAAAUUAUCUUUGCUUGUAUUCAAAUUUUUGAGAUGUAUUUUCUCAUAUCGGUCUACUCUGUUUUCAUUUAAACAGUUGUUUCAGUCUAUGUUGGAUAAUAUGAAAAACUGUUGCACAGAAGCACACUUAUGUUUACUGAAAACCUCAGAGAAAUGCUUCUUUCUAUUACCGGCCAUUUCUGUGGCCUGUAACGCCCGCCAAUGUAAUAAUGCCUGCAAACGUAAUAAACCACAAACGUAAUAAAAAUAUGCAGCUUUUAAUGUAAUAGCUUUUACAGCUUUUAAUUAUUAAUUAAUUAUAAUUAAUUAUUAAUUAUUAAUAAUCCUGCAAAUGUAAUACAUUUCCCACAAACGUAAUAGUCGCUGCCUACUACAAACGUAACACGCGAUUUCCCACAAAUGUAAUAACUAUUACGUUUAUAGAGACAAGUUUGUGGUGAAGUGAAAAUCUUCAACUUUCAAUGUUGUAAUAACUUCCCACAAAUGUAAUAAUGCAAUGAAUAAUGGUUGUUGGUAUGUAUACUCAGAAUAAUGGCUAUAAUUGCCACGGCAUGCCACGGUCAGCUCGAGACAAUUGUCUCAAGCUGACCGGAGCAUCAAGACUGGAGAGAUGAUUAAAAAUGAUGUCCGAGCUGUCAUGUUAGUCUAUGUCCAAAAUAACACUGAACAGCUUGUCUGAUUACGCUUUUAGUUGUCAUCCAUCCAUUCAAUACACGUAACUGACAUUGAUCUAUUCACAGUGAUUCAUUAUCAGCUGUAAAUACUUGUGUACAGCCAUUAUUCUGAGUCCAAAUCCCAUGCAGUAUAUAUCUAAAUUGAGUAUUCCAAAACGAAUAAUGCAAACUACAGAUCACGUCAUUGGCACCCCAGAAUACAGCUUUGCCACCGAGGUGGCAAAGCGCUCUCUGCUCUGUGCGCUCUGUGCGCUCUGAAUUUGGGCACACCAUAGGUCUGGGUAAUGUACUCGCAAAUAUCCAGUGUAACAGUCUUUGUGAGGAAAUAUCUAUUCUUCUCUUUGUUUGCCACCUCCAAAACAGACAAACAGUUGUUGCAUCUCUGUCAUGGAAGGUGCGCUUCUAAACCCGAAUCGCGCAAACCCGAAGCGCAUGAUGAGAUGAGGUCUCUCCUCCUCCUCCAUUUGCACAAAUUGAUUAAACCAAAACAAACUAAGCAAACGUAAUUCAUUUGGUAGAUAUAGUCCAGUUACUACAGAAUAGCCUACAGUUCAGUUGGCCUAACGUUACGCUCCCCGAAAAAGUGUCGUGUCUGACACAUCCACAGCAUUAGGGCAGGCUGCGAGAGUGGGUUUUAUUAUAAUUUACACAUUCACCGGCUAGUUUGCAAAAUAGCCGUUUUUCUACAUUAACCGUAACAUAUACAUACCAACAACCAUUAUUCAUUGCAUUAUUACAUUUGUGGGAAGUUAUUACAACAUUAAAGUUGAAGAUUUUCACUUCCCCACAAACGUAAUAAAUCUCUACAAACGUAAUAGUUAUUACAUUUGUGGGAAAUCGCGUGUUACGUUUGUAGUAGGCAGGCACUAUUACGUUUGUGGGAAAUGUAUUACAUUUGCAGGAUUAUUACAUUAAAAGCUGCAUAUUUUUAUUACGUUUUGUGGUUUAUUACGUUUGCGGGCAUUAUUACAUUGAAAAACU
Molecule: messenger RNA, 4649 nt
Organism: Cololabis saira (Pacific saury)
Lineage: Eukaryota; Metazoa; Chordata; Actinopteri; Beloniformes; Belonidae
Product: zinc finger protein 431-like
Exons: 2
Coding region: 75-1949 (624 amino acids)
Biological process (GO): regulation of transcription by RNA polymerase II
Molecular function (GO): DNA-binding transcription factor activity; RNA polymerase II cis-regulatory region sequence-specific DNA binding
Source: RefSeq, a predicted model, not a curated record